This is a messenger RNA of Plutella xylostella (diamondback moth), 1540 nucleotides long. RefSeq names its product adenosylhomocysteinase (gene Ahcy). Gene Ontology annotation, biological process: L-methionine cycle. Gene Ontology annotation, molecular function: adenosylhomocysteinase activity. The record is from RefSeq and is marked provisional. Lineage: Eukaryota; Metazoa; Arthropoda; Insecta; Lepidoptera; Plutellidae. Gene Ontology annotation, cellular component: cytosol.
AAUAAUAAUAAAUUAAGCCAAUAAAUCUGUUUAUAUUACUGCAAUACCAGUAAAACAAUAUCCAAAAUGAAGCCCUCUUACAAAAUCGCCAAUGAGAAGUUAGCCGAGCUUGGUCGCAAGGAGAUCAUGCUGGCAGAGAAGGAGAUGCCCGGUCUGAUGGCCUGCCGCCUGAAGUAUGCCCCCAGCAAGAUCCUCAAGGGAGCCAGAAUAGCUGGAAGUCUGCACAUGACCGUGCAAACUGCAGUCCUCAUUGAAACUCUUAUUGAGCUGGGAGCUGAAGUGCAAUGGUCCAGCAGCAACAUCUACAGCACGCAGGACGAGGCGGCCGCCGCGCUCGUGGCCGUCGGCAUCCCCAUCUACGCCUGGAAGGGGGAGACUGAAGACGAGUACACCUGGUGCAUCGAACAGACUAUCGUCUUCCCCGAUGGAAAGCCAUUGAACAUGAUCUUGGAUGAUGGAGGUGAUCUUACAAACUUGGUUCACAAGAAAUACCCUCAAUACUUGGAAGGCAUCAAAGGAAUCUCUGAAGAAACCACCACUGGUGUCCACAAUUUAUACAAAAUGUUCCGUGAGGGUACUCUGAAAGUACCUGCAAUCAAUGUCAAUGACUCAGUGACAAAGAGCAAGUUCGACAAUUUGUAUGGUUGCAGGGAGUCCCUGUUAGAUGGAAUCAAAAGGGCCACUGACAUUAUGGUAGCUGGGAAAGUUUGUGUUGUAGCUGGAUACGGAGAUGUUGGCAAGGGCUGUGCUCAAGCAUUCAAGGGAUUUGGAGGAAGAGUUAUUGUUACUGAAAUCGACCCUAUCAAUGCCCUGCAAGCAGCCAUGGAGGGAUUCCAGGUUACAACAAUGGAAGAGGCUGCUGAUGUCGGACAGAUCUUUGUUACCACCACCGGAAACUUGGAUAUCAUCACUAAGGACCAUUUCUUGAGGAUGAGAGAUGACGUCAUUGUAUGCAAUAUUGGUCACUUUGAUUGUGAAGUUGAUGUAGCUUGGCUAGAAAACAAUGCUAAGAAAGUGAACAUCAAGCCUCAAGUUGACAGAUAUGAACUGGAGAAUGGCAACCACAUUAUUGUUCUUGCAGCUGGUCGCCUUGUCAACUUAGGAUGUGCCACUGGCCAUUCAUCCUUUGUGAUGUCUAACUCAUUCACCAACCAAGUCUUAGCCCAGAUUGAACUGUGGACCAAAGCUGAAACCUACCCUGUUGGAGUUCACACUUUACCGAAAAAGUUAGAUGAGGAAGUUGCAGCUCUACAUUUGGACCACCUUGGAGUGAAACUUACAAAACUGACCGAGAAACAAGCCAAAUACAUCGGAGUUCCUCAGGAGGGACCCUACAAACCAGCCCAUUACAGAUACUAAGACAGUCAUAUAUUUUAAGCAGAAAUUACACUUAACCAAUGUAAGGUAUACAAAAUCUUUUUUGGUAUAAGUAGGCCGUUAUUGGCUUUACUCUUGUACUUACCAUUACUAUCAAUAUCAAUUUACUUCGAGUUUCUCAGCUAAACUGAAUAUUUGAUGUGUGAGAUUGAAUAAAAUAUUU